GCCCCCGCCCCGCGGCCGCGCCUCCCGGGACCGCGGCCGGCCGAGCGCGGCGAGCCCCCGCGAUGGCGGGCUGCGAGGAGGUGAGCGUGUCCGGCUUCGAGGAGUUCCGCCGCGCCGUGGAGCAGCACCACGACAAGACCAUCUUCGCCUACUUCACCGGCUCCAAGGACGCCGGCGGGAAGAGCUGGUGCCCCGACUGCGUGCAGGCCGAACCGGUCGUACGAGAGGGGCUGAAGCACGCCAGUGAAGGAUGUGUGUUCAUCUGCUGCCAAGUGGGAGAGAAACCUUGGAAGGAUCCAAAUAAUGACUUCAGAAAAAACCUGAAAGUGACGGCAGUGCCUACACUACUUAAAUAUGGAACGCCUCAAAAACUGGUGGAAUCUGAGUGUCUUCAGGCCAACCUCGUGCAGAUGUUGUUCUCUGAAGAUUAAGAUUUGAUGCUGGCAAUUGUGUCUUGAUUUCCUGAUCUCCUCUAGUAUAAAGGCAAUUGCAUACUUGCUUUGAAUUCAUGGUAGCAAUAAAUAAAUAAUGAUGUAAAAAAAAAAAA
Messenger RNA from Zalophus californianus (California sea lion), 547 nucleotides. It is a transcript of the gene TXNDC17, whose product is annotated as thioredoxin domain containing 17. The record is from RefSeq and is a predicted model, not a curated record. The coding region runs from base 63 to 431 and encodes 122 amino acids. The transcript is spliced from 4 exons. Gene Ontology annotation, cellular component: cytosol. Lineage: Eukaryota; Metazoa; Chordata; Mammalia; Carnivora; Otariidae. Gene Ontology annotation, molecular function: protein-disulfide reductase [NAD(P)H] activity.